Molecule: messenger RNA, 717 nt
Organism: Tachysurus fulvidraco (yellow catfish)
Lineage: Eukaryota; Metazoa; Chordata; Actinopteri; Siluriformes; Bagridae
Gene: smim20
Product: small integral membrane protein 20
Exons: 4
Coding region: 187-393 (68 amino acids)
Biological process (GO): mitochondrial respiratory chain complex IV assembly
Cellular component (GO): mitochondrial inner membrane
Source: RefSeq, a predicted model, not a curated record
AAACCGGCUACCUUAAAUUUGGCAUCCAGACUUUGGCUGUUUUGUCUCUGGACGCGGAAACAAAAGCUCCAUCUGGAAACCCCGCCGUGACGAGCCCUCUGACAUCCAUCUCAUGGCCCGGAAUAGAGCAACUCAGUCGAAAAUAGCAUCUUCGGCUCUGUCCUUCUCUGACAAGUGACAAUAAUCAUGGCGACCAGCAGAUUAACGGUGUUCAUAUUUGGAGGCUUCGUAACUGCGGUAGCAGCGGCUUUUUAUCCUAUAUUUUUCCAUCCUCUCAUUCACACAGAUGAUUACAAGCAAAUUCAGAAAAUUAACCGAGCUGGAAUCAAUCAAGCAGAUGUUCAGCCUGUUGGUGUGAAGAUCUGGUCAGAUCCAUUUAAACCGAAAUCAUGAUGUGACUGAAAGGAGACAUGAGAGGAGGUUCAUGAGCAUGUGUUUGGAUGACAUGGAUUAAAGACUCGCAACUGGUUUAGCCAAACACUUCUCCCCUGUGUGUGUGUGUGUGUGUGUGAGAGAGAGAGAGAGAGAGAGAGAGAGAGAGAGAGAGAGAGAGAGAAUGAAAGAAUGAAAGAAUGUGAGUACAAGAGACAGAAACCUGGGUUUAAUGGUUGGGCUUUAAGCUGAAUGGGGGUGUUAGAGCAGGAGAAACACACUGUACAGACUGUCACUACUUUGAUACUUUAUGCUAUGAAUAAAGGUUUUUAAGGAUGGAUACAG